AUGAAAAAAGCGCUAGUUCUUUUUCUCGUUUCCGCUGUUUUCUGUAGCUUCGGUGCUAGAAGAGUGCAGAAAAGAGAAAGUUUGUUGAAUCGAAAAUGGGCUUCAAUCUUGAGUGAAUUGCACGAUAACCUUGGGGAGAUUAACCAUUUUCAUAAGUCACCCGAAGAAAAAAUUCAAGUUCGCUCUAUCAUUCAGCCAAUUCAACAUGAAACCAAAAAUACUGUGUAUGGAAAUUCAAUGAAGAGAACGAAGCUCAAAGCCGCUGUCGGAGAGAUUCCAAGACAAUUUGUCGGGCAGACAGAACUGAAAGAGCGCCUACGAAUAGACCUUCUCUUCGGAGAUAAUAAAAAAGCUCGAAAGAAGAAGAAAAUGAGCCCAAAUUCUGAAGAGCAGGGUUUGCGAUUCAGAGGACCAUUCGGCGGAAGUGGGGAUGAAAACGCAAAUGGCAGUAGCUCCAGCAAUAACAGUAGCGCAGCGAAUUCGCCGAAAAAGACGGAAUCAAAGAGAAAGAGAUUCAUAAGCGAAAGCGCUUAUCAAAGAUAUGGGAGGCGUUACAUCACAACUUCAACGCUGGAUGGACUGAUGCUGCUCCUCAAUUCUAUCGCAGUUUCGUUCGUUCUCGUCAUUAUGGGAAUUCUACAGUGGUUCUUGAGCAUAAGCGAGGCGAGUUUGGGAAAAACCGAAUCACAGAUUCUCCGAAUAAGGAGAGGAAGGGAGAAGUUCUACCGCCUCAUUCCUACCCGUUUGAUUUCGCGACUCUGGGGAGCAGUUCACGAUAUUCGACUUUUACACGCAGCAAGACCCUUUUUAUUCUCAGCGUACUCAAAAAUUUAUGGCGUGCGGAUUGAUGAAGCAGCUGAUCAGAACCUGUACAAUUACCAAAAUCUACAACAAUUCUUUAGGCGAAAAUUGCGUAAAGGGGUGCGGCCGAUUUCACCCGCGAAAAUGGUUUCGCCAUGUGAUGGCAAAAUCAUGAUUCAAGGGCGCGUUUUCGACGGAAUCAUUUCGCAAGUAAAAGGAACAACUUUCACUCUCUCCCAAUUCCUCGGCCCUUCCAACACCUCCAACGACCCUGCCGCUUACAUCCACAAAGGCGACGAUGCCGACAACAGAAGACGAUACACAAGAGGCCUGCUCAAGAAUCCAGACCAAAACCAAAUGUACUACUCGGUCAUUUACCUCGCUCCUGGAGACUAUCAUCGCUUCCACUCGCCUGUCAACUGGAAGGUAAAUUUGCGGCGACACUUUCCAGGCGAGCUUUAUUCCGUCAACCCAUCAAUUACUUCUUGGUUCGACAAUCUUUUCGUCCUCAACGAGCGAGUCUGCCUCAUCGGAGAGUGGAUGCACGGCUUUUUCAGUUAUACAGCUGUUGGAGCGACAAUGGUGGGAUCAAUAAAACUACCAUGGGAUCCAGAACUGAAAACGAACCAGAAAUCCUUCGACAGAACAAAACCAGACUACAACGACCGCAAUUGCUCGAAAGAAUUCAAAAAGGGCGAUGAAAUCGGAGAAUUCAAUCUCGGAAGUACGAUCGUUCUAGCGUUCGAAGCGCCCAGAGGACUCAAUUUCAAAUUUGAUGAUAAUCAAGUCGUCCGUCUUGGGCAAACUUUCAUCUCCAAAAUGCUCCGAGUCCAGUCGAUGCCUAAUCUCCUCACCGUCACGAGCUCCUCAGUCGACUACGAAAUGCCUUCAUCCCUCACUCGUAACAAAUCAGAUCGUCACUAA
Messenger RNA from Oikopleura dioica, 1725 nucleotides. Lineage: Eukaryota; Metazoa; Chordata; Appendicularia; Copelata; Oikopleuridae. The record is from the annotation of a GenBank genome assembly.